AUGGUCCGAGGUUCGAGCUCCGCCACCGCCACCGACUUUGAUGUUCGUGUCCCGAUCGGAAGCUCAGACUCCAUACUCGCCCCCGUUCCUCGAAUUGACAACACUUCUCGCGAUAGGGAUGCUCAUGCAUACAACAAGCUACAUCCGCUUAGUGGAAAGAAAAAUCUAUGCUCUUCUUAUUCUCUUCAUGUUGAGCGACUAAAAUUACUCAGCGCAUUUUGUGCCUUACAUUCGCCCGGCUUUUCCGAUGAAGUCAUUGACAAUCUGCGUUCAAGUCAAUCACCCACCCAUGCGGUCACCGUUCCCUGGUCCGUUCAACGCUGUGAGCUUAAAUGGUUGUUAUGCAUUCUCAUCUCCGCUCCACUAAAUUCGAUGCGCAAUCUAUCGCAACUGAUUCAACGGAUUUCACCUUCGUUGGAACUAACCACCAAGCUUCGUCUGCCAUGGCACACGGCUGGCCAUGCAAACAGUCGUAAGUUGCAACUGAACAAUCGGUAUUCAAGUGAGACAGACUCNAACGAAUUGGCUCAACACGAGUGCCACACCACACGGAUCACGAUGAAUUCAGUAGUUUGUCCGCUUCGAGCCGUCCGUAUACGUCGAGACAUCGUGUGUCUCAUGGAAAUACAACAACAACAACAACUACUACUGCUACUAACGUGCGAUGAGGAUAGGGACAGGAAAACAUAUGCGGCAGUGGCUGCUGCGGCAGCUGUAUCAACGACAAACCCUGUAAGUACAGACCCGCAGAGUUCCUGGUUAACGCCAGCUGAGGCUGCCCGUUACAAAGACGUUAACAAUACGGUUAAUGGGAAACGACAUCAUCCAACUCACAAAAGCCGUGGUGGUAGUGGGAAUAGCAGCAGUAGUAGUGAGCGGUCGCCGUGUGGCCACACCCAGUCGGAUGAUGAUCUACUUCCGCUUCCAUCCGUAGGCCAUGCGUCCGCCGUCGGUCCCAAAGUUUCCGUCGUGUCCGCACGGACAACUAAAGAGCCUUUGGGUGGAUCACGGAGCAAUUUGUCUUUCCGCACUCCGUCUUGGAUUGUCAAUAAUACUUCUUACUCACGUCGAGGCUCCUAUUUAGCUCGUCCAAUUCCUACCCACCCGCGGGUUUCGAACGCGCAUCCAUUCCGAUCUCCGUUUCAUUCUGCUACACCUGAUCUAAAUUGUCCUGCCUAUCCUUUUUCCUACCAAAACUCAUACGCAUACCCUUCUGCGUGCGAUUAUUUCCCUCAUAAAACUAAGUCUUACGAUGAAUGUUGCUUGGACGAUGUGUUUAUUGAAAAUGUUUCUCAUGAAUCCGCCUGUUCAUCGACUGAUCCGUUGUCCGGAGUUUUUGUCGACUUAACGGGUUAUGACGUGACAGUUUCUGUGGAGAGACUUCCACCGAUUACUGAUGGUCCUGGUCAACUACGUGGAUCAAAUCGUCGCUUCGCUUCCAGUGAUACCCAAAUGAAACCACUCUCAUCGCAUCUUUGCAGCACUCCAACUGGUUACCCGACUGUACACGAACAGAAUGUGGCGACAGACUAUCCCGGUCAUCCAGUUGGUUUCACGACAGGGGACUGUCGUCAACGUCCGGCGUUCCAGCGGCAAAUAAGCUGCCCGGAAGAUCCGCUCUCCGUCCCUCGUGGUGAUAACAACUGCAGCAUUAUAACAACCGACCAUGCGACUACUACGAAACGCCUAAGCCUACGCUAUAACUCGAAAUUGAACAAUGUUCCAUUUUUCGCUACCCAAACUCCACAAGGAAACGCAGUUGGUGGUUGGGUGUAUGUUCCCGAACCCAUUCGCGUUCCACGGUCUCAGGAUGUGUAUAAUGCGCUAAGAACAUGCCUCGUUCCACAUUACGAGUUGCGUGAUUAUGCAACCAGUGCUCCUCCGCCACGACAAUGGCGUCGGUUAGAGGAACCAAGCAAAGAUGGAUUCGCAUUCACCUUGAUGUGCUACAACCUGCUGUGUCCUAGCUACGCUACACAGAAUAUGUACCCGUAUUGCCCAUCUUGGGCACUCAAUUGGGACUAUCGAAGACGAGCUAUCCUGGAUGAGAUUCGUGUUUAUCACGCCAACAUAAUAUGUCUUCAGGAGGUGGAAACGAAUCAGUUCGAGGAAAUUUUCAAACCGGAACUGGCCAAACUGAAAUAUGACGCGGUUUUUCUUCCCAAAAGUCGAUGUCGCACCAUGGAUAUGAAAGAUGGCAAGAAAGUGGACGGUUGCGCCAUAUUCUGGCAGGUGGAUAAAUUUGAAAAGUUGCACGAAUUUCAUCACGAAUUCAUGUUUUCCUGCUCGAAUAUGUGUGAAAAUCCGUCGCCUCUGAUUGUCAAUCGCGUAAUGACGCGAGACAAUGUGGCUCUCGGUGUGAUUUUUGAAACGAAAGGUGCACCAGGCCCCGAUGGGCCCGGAGGUCGCCAGUUCUGUGUAACAACUGGUCAUAUUCAUUGGGAUCCGGAGCUUUCAGAUGUGAAGAUGAUUCAAACUAUUUUAUGGACAGCUGAACUGUGGGCCUAUAUUGACCAAUUUCUGACUGGCUCCGGAGACGUGAAGGAUCGGGGUUCGCCGAGUAAUACGCGUAAUACGCCCCUGUCAAAUCGCGUCCCAGUCCCCGGUCCAUCUUCACCCGCGGCCAACAUGCCGGUAAUUUUGUGCGGCGAUUUGAACUCGUUGCCAGAAUCCGGUGUAGUCGAGUUUCUAAUGCGAGGCAGCUUGCCCAAAUCGCAUACGGAUUUCCUAAAUAAUGGUUUCAAGUAUAUGUUUGAGGAUUGGCGUCUGUUAGAGAAAUGGGCCGUGGACGGUGACACCUUGCGGCAUCGAUUCACAUUUGAUCGGGCUUAUCGAGAGUCACAGGGUAUGCAGUUGACAAAUUUCACGUAUGAGUUCAAGGGGAUGAUUGAUUAUGUCCUGUUCUCACGGCAACACUUCCGUCUGUUGGGUAGUUUGGAUCAAAUCCACGAAUCUUGGUUCAUCGAGAAAAAGAUUGUCGGUUGUCCACAUGUUCAUAUCCCGUCUGAUCAUUUCGCAUUGCUUGUCGAGUUGGAACUGGAACCGACACCUCAGUUGGCUUCACUGGUGGCUGCGCGUAGCUCUGCGCGAAGCCGUUGCCGUAGUGAAGGUGGUGUGGGCCUAGAGAACGGUCAGUCUAAAUCCGGACCACCACGGGGUGGUGGAGGAAGCUCACUUGGUUGUAGCCCUCAUUCGACCGGGGCAGUCACUCCGAAUAAUUUGGACGGACGAACGGAAGUCGGUGGGGAUUCAGCAAACGGUUCCAGCGGUGGAACGGGCAAACAUCGAAAACGCUAA
Molecule: messenger RNA, 3297 nt
Organism: Echinostoma caproni
Lineage: Eukaryota; Metazoa; Platyhelminthes; Trematoda; Plagiorchiida; Echinostomatidae
Source: the annotation of a GenBank genome assembly